This is a messenger RNA of Melanotaenia boesemani (Boeseman's rainbowfish), 10266 nucleotides long. RefSeq names its product nuclear receptor corepressor 2 (gene ncor2). The coding region runs from base 311 to 7423 and encodes 2370 amino acids. NCBI's taxonomy places the organism in Eukaryota, Metazoa, Chordata, Actinopteri, Atheriniformes, Melanotaeniidae. Gene Ontology annotation, biological process: negative regulation of transcription by RNA polymerase II. The transcript has 46 exons. The record is from RefSeq and is a predicted model, not a curated record. Gene Ontology annotation, molecular function: transcription corepressor activity.
GACCACUGUGUUGUGCAGGAACUGGCACGGCAUCACCGAAAGCCGCCAGUAGAACAAAUGAAAACGAAAACUACACUUGCUUGUGGAUUAAUUUUGGGGCGAGACAUUUAGUCGAAUCGAGGAGAUCUUUAAGUAUAGAAACGAUCGACUGACGAGGAUUGGGACAUUGAAUAUUCUACGUUGUUACCACCGAACGGGUUCUUCUGCCUCGCCGCUAAGGUUGCAGGCUAAAGGAAACGGCCGAUAAUGUGCGGCAUCUGCUAUACAGCCACACCCUCCUCCUACCUGUAGAGGAAGCGGCUGUGCCAGCAUGUCCUCUCACCCCCAGCCUGUGCCGCCGGGCCGGAGAGCUGUGGACACGAGGCACCUGCCAAACCCUGCCACUCUGCCCCUACAGCUGCAACGGGCACACACGGAAGUGGGACUGGUGGACUACCACUCUCAGCAUGCCCGGGACUACAGCUCCCACCUGGCUCAACCCCAUCGCCGUCGGCCAUCCUUACUUUCAGAGUUCCAGCCUGGGAAUGAGAGAGGACAAGAGCAACACAUCCGCUACAAGCACUUUUACCUGCCGGAGCCCACAGGCCAAUCAGAGGUGGACUAUGCUGAGAUCAAACGCCCUCGUUUAGAGAUAGGCUCAGAGUCUCUGGUGAGGCCUUCACCCCACCAACAGCCAUUGACUCUGGGAGGGGCUGAGGAUACUACAAAGGAGCGUGGAAGUGCCAUUGGGAAGUUGGAGCCCAUUUCUCCUGUGAGCCCGGUCCAUAUGGACCCUGACUUGGAUCUGGUCCCAGCACGCUUUUCCAAGGAGGAGCUGAUCCAGAACAUGGACCGUGUGGACAGGGAAAUUACGAUGGUGGAGCAGCAGAUCUGCAAGCUUCGCAAAAAACAGCAACAGCUGGAGGAGGAGGCUGCAAAGCCCCACGAACCUGAGAGACCCAUCUCACCACCACCCAGUGAGGCCAAGCACCGCAGCCUGGUUCAGAUCAUCUACGAUGAGAAUAGGAAAAAGGCAGAAGAGGCUCAUAGGAUACUGGAAGGACUGGGACCCAGGGUAGAACUGCCUCUGUACAACCAGCCUUCUGAUACCAAACAGUACCAUGAGAACAUCAAAAUAAACCAGGCAAUGAGGAAGAAGCUCAUCUUGUAUUUCAAAAGGAGAAAUCAUGCUCGUAAGCAGUGGGAACAGAAGUUUUGCCAGCGCUAUGAUCAGCUAAUGGAGGCCUGGGAGAAAAAGGUGGAGCGCAUUGAAAACAACCCGAGGCGCAGAGCCAAGGAGAGCAAGGUGCGGGAGUACUACGAAAAACAGUUCCCAGAGAUCCGCAAGCAAAGAGAGCUGCAGGAGCGAAUGCAGAGCCGUGUUGGGCAGAGAGGAGGUGGACUAACUUCCUCUGCAGCACGCAGUGAAGUCAAUCAUGAAGUCUCCGAAAUUAUUGAUGGAAUAUCAGAGCAUGAGAACACAGAGAAGCAGAUGCGACAGCUGGCGGUCAUCCCUCCAAUGCUGUUUGACGCCGAGCAGCAACGCAUCAAGUUCAUCAACAUGAACGGAUUGAUGGAUGAUCCCAUGAAGGUGUACAAGGAUCGGCAGGUCAUGAAUAUGUGGAGCGAGCAGGAGAAGGACACUUUCAGAGAGAAGUUCAUCCAGCAUCCUAAAAACUUUGGUUUGAUUGCAUCAUUUCUGGAGAGAAAGACGGUGGCAGAGUGUGUGCUCUUUUACUACCUGACCAAAAAGAAUGAAAAUUACAAGAACAUCGUGCGAAGGAACUACAGACGCAGAGGAAGAAGCCAGCAUGGCCAGCAGCAGCAGCAGCAGCAGCAGCAGCAGCAGCAGCAGCAGCAGCAGCAGCAGCAACAAGUGAACCGGGGCAGCCAGGAGGACAAGGAGAAGGAAGAGAAAGAGAAGGAAGCAGAACGGGAAGAAGAGAAAAAUGAAGCUGAAGACAAGGAGGAUGGAAUGAAGGAUGACACAUCUGGGGAAGAUGCAGAGGACAAAGAACCCACUGUGGCUGUUAAGGGACGACGGACAGCUAACAGCCAGGGCCUGCGCAAAGGCCGGAUUACCCGCUCAAUGACCAGUGAAGUGGAGGAGACCUCUGCGCCGCAACUCAACAAUGAGCUUGCCAACCUGGAGAUGAAUGAGAGCUCUCGCUGGACUGAAGAAGAAAUGGAAACUGCCAAAAAAGGUCUUCUCCAGUAUGGUAGGAAUUGGUCCGCCAUCGCCAAGAUGGUGGGAUCAAAAACCGUGUCGCAGUGCAAGAACUUCUACUUCAACUACAAGAAGAGGCAGAAACUGGAUGAGAUUCUGCAGCAGCAUAAAAUGAAAUCUGAGAAAGAGCGAAAAGCCCGCCGAAGGGGCAAAGCGUCACAGAAUGAAGAGGCCAGUGCUCCUUAUGCUGCAGAGGAGGAAGAGAUGGAGGGUUCGGGAGCCAGCUGCAAUGAGGAGGAAGCACCUGAGGAUGGAGAAGGUGGCGCUAACAAUAGCUCAGACACAGAAAGCUUGUCCUCACCACAUUCAUCCGAGGACAGCAAAGCUAAAGAGGAAAGCUCGGGCAAGUCGAAGAACAACUCCAGUCCUGGAGACAAGGACGAGGCACGGUCAGACUCGAGCCAGGCAGGAGAUGUGAAGCCUCCAUUCAAAGAAGAUGCAGACUUAGCCAUCAAGCAGGAGAUAAAGACUGAGACAGGGGGGGCCAACAAAGAGCAGCCACUGCCAGCGCCACCCGACGAUGGCACAGAUAAAAAGCCUCCAACAGCAGAGGGAGAAGAAGUCAAAAACUCCACCAAGAGCUCCAAGAAGGAGCAUGCAGCCAAAACGGGCUCACAUGGGGACAGCGACUCUAGUGCCACUUGCAGUGCUGAUGAAGUGGAGGAGACGGACAAUACAGAUAAAAACAGAAUGACAUCUCCACGUCCAAGCCUCCUGAACUACACUCACGAUGGGGUCACAUCAUCCCCACUGCAGAAGCCCAUGGAUCUGAAGCAGCUCAAACAGAGGGCUGCCGCUAUACCACCUAUUAUGCCAGAGGCCUCCUUGCAUGGCAGUCAGAGGAGUGGGAACGGGAAGGCAAUGCUACCCCCCCACGCCCUGGCACUCUACCAGCAACAGAUCACCAUGGCUCAUGGGGAAUCCUCUCAGGAGGUCAGACAACAGCAGCAGCAGCCUUCAGGCCAGCCAGGCAAACAGCAGCCUUAUAUCCUGCAGCCAGACAGAGACCGGGAGGCUCCUCACCGCAGCAGCCCUCACAUUCGCCCUCGAAGCCCCUCCACCUGCGAAAAGGAUGAACGGUCCCAAGCUUUCUCUCCUCAUGGUGAAGCCAAGAAGCAGGGACUAGGCCCUGACGAAUUGAGGACCUCAAACUUGGGUCGCCCAGUUCUCUCCCCUUACCCCAUGUCCCCACGAGACAUGGCCAAGAUCAGUCAUGAGCAGCAUCUGCUCCACUUCAGCACGUUCCAGCAAGCAGGACACCCCUCACUCUCUGGUCUGUCACAGGACAGUGUUAGGCUAGCGGCUGUGAGACCCAGCUCAAUGCCAGAGCCUCCACCUCUCAUUUCCUCCACCAAACCUGGAGGCUCUAUCACACAGGGUACCCCAGUACAGUUACACAGUCCCGCUCAUGGGUUGGACCACACAAAGAUGCCCACUGCACCGAUGGGGCUGCCGUGGAUGGAUAAGAAAGUCGCAGGUACUUACCCAGUGGUAAAGCAGGAACAGUUAUCUCCUCACAGCUCAUCGUCUCAAGCUGAUAACCUGUCCACCCCGGGGGUACUUCAAGACGGUGCUUCUGGACGAGCUUCUCUUUCAGCUGUCCAGGGAGGUAGUAUCACCAAGGGCAUCCCAGGGACCAGAAUGCAUCCAGAUUCUGCAUUAUCCUACAGAGGUGGCUCCAUUACUCAGGGGACACCGGCUGAUGUGCUGUAUAAGGGAACCAUAACACGUCUAAUCACCGAAGACAGCGCGAGCCGAGCUGAGAGGGAGCGGGACGAGGCAUUGUCGAAAAGUGAGGUGGUCUUCGAGGGCAUUGGUGCGCACAUCCUCGCAUAUGAUCGCCCAGCAUCUCAGACCCCCAAAGAUGAGGGCAGAGGCUCAGGGCAGCCUGGAGAAAUUCUAGGCCUGAAGCGUCCUUAUGAUGUUAUGGAGGGAGGCAGAGGGCUUCCAGUGAGGGAAUCGCUGUCUGCUGCCAACUGUGAAGGUCUUAUUGGUCGAGCUAUGCCUCAUGAUAGAGACAGUCCACAUCACGCACCUUACAAAGAUGCUCAUCACAUCCGUGGUUCAAUCUCACAAGGUAUACCCCGUCAUCUGGACCCUCCGGAUGGAUACAUGAGGCGGGAAGCUAAGCAGAUGAAGAGAGAGGGCUCCCCACCCCAUGGAUCCAGUUCAUUACCUGAUCCGAUGAAGGGCAGAGAGACCAUUGUGCCCACGGUGAGGGAGGUUAGACGCUCCAUCCACCUCAUUCCAAAGGAGGAGCCCAGGCAGCCUACCAAGGAGGGAACACCUGUAAAGCAGGAAGCACCUGGUUCAGGGAAACGUCACGAUGUCCGUUCCAUCAUAGCCAGUUCGCCACGUUCCUACCACAGUACACCCACCCACUUAGACAUGCGCCCUGAUAGGGGUCGAUAUGAGGAGGCACCUAAAGGGCGGCCCAGUGCGGUGGUCAGUACUGCAAGCCCCAUUGCCCGCUCAUCACCACUUACUCUGGGGGCAGAGCAGGGAGGCAAAGCUCAUCAUAGCCCAGUGGGCUAUGAUGACAAAGGCGCCUUAAGGACCCCUUACCCUGGACCUUCACAUCGUGGCUCUCCGCUGUCCAGGGAGGCAAGCCAAAGGCAGCAUGAGGGUGGGUAUAUCUCAAGAAGACAAGGUUCUAGUAAGAAUUCUUCUCAGGAGCGUAAGGCCACACCGAACCCCAGGGAGAUGAGUGCUACUAAAUCCCCUCUCUCUGGUGUUGCAGAUCAACAGGCCUAUGAGCGUCUGCUGCAGGGUCUUGGAACUACAGACAUGUACCGUCAGAUUCCUUUAGCUUUCGAUCCUGCAGCACUUCCCCGCGGUAUCCACAUUGACCCUGCGGCCUACUACUUGCCUCGCCACCUUGCUCCCAAUCCGGCUUACCCUCAUUCCUACCCCUACCUCAUCCGUAGCUAUCCUGACACAGCAGCCCUCGAAAACCGCCAGACGCUUCUCAAUGACUACAUCACCUCUCAGCAGAUGCACCAGUGGCCUGCAGCUGCUGCAAUGGCUGCCCAGCGCUCAGACCUGCUUAGGGGCCUUGCUCCUCGAGACCAGCCCUUGCAGCUGCCCUACUCUGCUCCCCCACGUGGGAUCAUCGAUCUUUCUCAGGUGCCCCACUUGCCUGUCCUGGUCCCUCCCUCUGCAGGGACAGCCAGCUCCCCAAUGGAUCGCAUCACCUACAUCCCUGGGACAAGCACCACCUUCGCUGGCAGGCCUUACACCACCUCACCUAUCUCACCUGUUGGCUCCUCACACAUAAACAAAAUUCAAGGUGCACCCUCAUCUUCAGAGCGCGAUCACGAGAGAGAGCGCGAACAACGUGACAGAGAGAGGGAGCUCGAACGGGAUCGGGAAAGACGAGAGCGAGAAAGGGAAAGAGAGCGAGAGAGAGAACGGGACCGUGACAGAGAGAAGGGAGGCUCUCUAGGAAAUGUGGAGCACGCCCCCAUUUGGCGACCAGGUACAGAGCACAGCUUAGCUAGCAGCAGCGGGAGACCUGCAUCCCAACCAUAUAGCCACCAGCACUCGCCAGUGUCUCCUCGUACCCAGGACAAUGUGCAGCAGAGGCCCAGUGUCUUACACAACACUGGGGGCAAAAGUCUUUCUGUCAGCGAGCACUCCGGCUCAUCCGUGUUACGGUCCAUGCCCUCAGGGUCAUCCCGCUACCAAGGUUACCCUGGCCACCAAAGGACAGGUGUGCCACCUGACGCCUACCCACCUGCUAUAGAGUCCACUUUAGCCAAAGAGCAGAGUCGUGAUGGAGGCAAAAACAGAGGAAGUCUACCCAAACACGUGCAGGACCAGCAUGGGACCCUGGGUAAAUCUGACCCCAAGCUGUCCAGUCCCAACCCAGGAGGAAUAUACCCCGGCUCUUAUCCCCCGGCUUCAGGCCGUCCUCAACACAUGCUACCUCCGCAGUUGGAUAACACUUCUGGCCGCGGAGAAAGCGGUACACCUAGUAGAGAAAAGACUCAAAACAAACCGAAGUCCAUUCAGGAACAAGAGCUCCUAUCACUCGCUCCGCCACACGGUCUCUACCGUCCCCCCUCAGAAGAAAGACUGUCCCCAGGCCAACAGCCCCCGUCCCCCUGUGUCAAAGGCAGCCAGAGGGUGGUCACCCUGGCACAGCACAUCAGCGAGGUGAUAACUAAAGACUACACCAGACAGAGCCAGCAGCAGCAAAGCUAUCACGGCUCUCCUGUCCUGGACUUGACCCGUCCACCCAGUGCCUCUCAGCUCCCACCAACUUCACAGGAGUCAACCCAAGGGUCCCGCUAUCCAGAGGGUCUUGCUGUAGAAUGCAACAGAGAUCGGUCUCCCUCUCAGUCCAAGUCUUCACCUGUCAGUGUUUCAAAUGAUGGCAUUGAACCAGUGUCUCCUCCUGGAGCCAACUCUGAACCUGAAGUCCAGGGAGGAGGGGCCUCCUACCCUAACGAGCAGGGAGACCAAGGACUGGGCUCCCGUUCUCCUCCCAAUACAUCCCAACGUCCACUAUUUUUCAGCAGGCUGAAUGAGAGCACCUCAGCUAUUGUGAAGUCUAAGAAGCAAGAAAUGAUUAAGAAGAUGACUGUGACUGGAAAUGAUGAUGCUGGUCAGCCAGGAACAGAAAUCUUCAACAUGCCAGCAUCAACUACUGCAGGACCUGUGAGUGUGCGCAGCCAUCCAACUCCAGAGGCACCUGGCAACUCCAUCGGCCUGGAGGCCAUCAUCAGAAAAGCCUUAAUGGGCAAAUACGACGAUGCAUCUGACGAACGCUCUCCAUCCAACACGGCUAACCCAACGGGUUCAUCUGCUGACGGACGGGCUGAGGACUCAUCACAAGGAGGGUCGAAGCCCUCAAAAGGCAAUGGGCGCUCUAAUGGUCGCAAGGCUAAGUCCCCAGGACCGGGUCUGUCUGGGAGUGAGAGACCUUCCUCCGUGUCCUCUGUUCACUCGGAAGGAGACUGCAACAGACGAACUCCACUUAUCAACCGUGUCUUUGAGGAUAGGCCUUUGUCUGCAGGUUCAACGCCAACCCCCUAUCCAUGUAACCCGCUGAUGAUGCGUUUCCCCAGCGGGACCGUUUCAGCUCAUUCCCCCUCCUCUGGCCAUCAGGGUGGCCAGGGCCCAGGGUCAGGACCUGGACACGGUCGCUCCUGGGAGGAGGAGCCCAAACCUCUGCUCUCAUCUCAGUACGAGACCCUGUCUGACACCGAGUGACCAGAAUUGCCACUGCACAAAAAGACCCGCUAACAAGUCAGCCUCCUUUGUGCUGCUGCAACUACACAUGCACACAAACACACACACGCACACAAAAGUACUGCUGAGGCAUCUGCAGACCUUCCCCCACCUAUCCAACCUGCAUCUCCUCCAUCAGUCACAAAUAAUAUCCUUUCACACACCUGAGAUGCCAACAAGUGGCGAAGUGAAACUCUGCUGCUCCCUGUGUGUGUGGGUGUGGGUGUGUGUGUGUGUGUUUGCACUCACAUGUUAUGCAUUCACUCCAGGACUACUCUAAAGGACAAAUCACUUGCUUUUUUUGUUUGUUUGUUUUUUGUUUUUUAUGUUUGUUUUUUUUUUUUUUAACUUUACUACUAUUCCUCACUGGCCUUAUAAAUACAGACACAUUGAUCUGUACUGUUUGGGUGUACUGGUCUAACAUGUGUAAAGAGGACUUCGAUGAUGGCUGCUUUGGUGACGGCUAAUUUGACCACAAAGCUGACCCCAGAGCAGCGGCCCACACAGCGAGGACCCAUGUGUUUGUUUUACAGUAAUCUCCAGGUGCAGGCAGCCUGCUACCACUACAAGAAUACAUUCAAGGAGACAGGAGGAGAAUCAACAUCCUGUUUUUUCUAGUUUUGGUUCUUUCUUUUUUUCUCCUUUUGAAUUCUGUCAGUCCAGUCCUGUGUUUUGUGAGUUGAGACCUUUAGUACAUUUUGAUGGUGAAACUUUGAUGGUGACAUUUGUUGUCUCUUAUCUGCAAUGAUGUAUCUUUUUGGGGGCGGGAUUAUAGGGCAGAGAUUACAUGGGAUGGGUCAUAUCAUUGGUUUACAGGGUAAACAUGUGGUUCAUUGCUGAUGUCGUAUGUUAUAGGGAGGGCCCUGGAGAAAGGCAAAGCCUUUAGGAAUCUGUGUGGGAAGGUGAUUUGCCAGAUGGGUGGCACUGAGACGAGUGACACUUUCUCACUGUUUUUAUAUUAACCAUGUCUGUGUUUGUUGAAACGGUUUUUUGAUAUUAAGCACUUAGUUGUCAGUCUGUUCACAAUGGCAUUUUAAAGAAUCUGUGUUUCCAGGGACAGGUAAAAGUGGACUCAAGAACAGCUCAGAAAUCAAGAUGUGGAGGUUUCCUUUAAAACCUGUCUGUUGAUUUUUGGUCUUGCUGCUUAUUGUUUAGCGCUCCAACACUUGAAGCGACAAUCGCAUUAAAGUGAAUGAUGACUAAGCCGCUGUGAGGAGGUUGCAGAUCAACCUUUAAAGCUGCUCAAAUGCAAAUUCCACAGCGUCACUCUUGAGUUUCCUUGCAUUAAAGAGGUGACAAAAAAUGAAAAAAUUAAAUAAAAUAAAGCCAUCUUUCUAUGACCCCCUGGUCUUUGACAGUGUCAGCCCAAGCUGGUCUGCUAGAACCCGGUCUUGGAGCUGUUGUGACAGUCUGACCUCUGACUUUUUACUGCCCAGAGGAAGCGCUGAGACUCAUCUCCUCAUCCUGGCAGAUUUUGUACAGUUAUGAGAUAUUCUUAGUGUUAAGUGCCAUUUAUUUUACAUAUACAUGAAAUACAGAAGUUCCUAAAUGACGCACAAGUUUUCAUUUAGCCGCCCAUGCUAAGAUUUAUACUGUCCAUACAGGGAAAUCCAAACAUUAAAAGAAACUUCCUGGAUUUUUUAUUAUUAUUAUUAUUAUUAUUAUUAUUAAUGUGUGUGCAUUUUUUCAUCUCUUCUAAAUCUGUCACUGCCUUAUCUUUUAAUUGAUUCACUCAUUAUCCUCCAAAUAAGACAAAACUGUGUCCCAGCAUGGCUUACCUGGACCUGCAUCAGAUGUUUUCUGAAAAAAAGGCUUGCAGUGCAGUUACACCACCUGUGUUUGUGUGGGUUGGAGGAAGUUGAGGGGAAGGCAUUCUGGUGGUAGUGUGUAACUUUAGUUGACAUGUACUCCUUCUUUCCUGCAGUAUUUUAAAGGCUGAUGCGUGUAAAUUGAUUUGAGACGUCUGGUUCGUGACAGUACACGCAGGGAUGUUUUGCUUCCCCUGGCUGAUCACUCUGAAGGGACAGGAGUGAGCUUGUUGAGAAAGACUCCAACUCUCACUCGUUUUUGUCUCGAUGGAUUAUAAAAACACAGACAUGACUGUUAUAGGACUACCUCCUCUCCUCCUUCAUCUUUCAUGUCAACGGUGACGCAUCCAGCAUGCCUUACCUGCAGACAGCUCAUCUCAGCCGUGUUUUAGUUUUUUUUUUUUUAUUAUUAUUUUAUAAAAACCGAUGGAGGGUUUGUAAUUUCAUCAUAAAAGGCAAAAAUACAGCUUUGUACUUUACUCUGUAUGUAUAUCAUUUUUCCACUGCUGAAAUGUAAGAAUGUGACGCUAAACAGACUAAGCCAUAUCCAGCUGUUCCCUAAACCCACGACUAACAUGUUUUUAAAAGUACACUGAAAUUAAUUUUUACCCUGCAUCCUUUUUUCUUUCCUUUCUUUUUUUUUUUUAUGUUCCAAUAGUUUGUUUAAUGCACACUUGUAUCAUCAUUAAUCAUUCAAACCUAAAAGGAAAAUAGUUGAUUACUGAUAUGUUCCCUGGACUCCUGAUGGUGGGUGGGGAUUGACAAACAAGACAUUGUUCAACCAUUUUGUGCAUUUUUUUUUUAAUUAUGAUAACCCACUGUAUAAUAGCAAGGAUUGUAUAUACAACCGAAGAGAUGUAAAUAUUUAUGUGGCUUGCUUCAAGGUUGGUAUUACGAGAAGAAAAAUAUUCACAUGGUUAAAUUCUACAUGCCCACCAGCAAGCUUUGUGGAUAGCAGUGUAAAAAUUAAAAAGAAAGAAAAAAAAAAAAGACACUGCCUUAAUGUUUAAAUAAAAA